Molecule: messenger RNA, 783 nt
Organism: Cutaneotrichosporon cavernicola
Lineage: Eukaryota; Fungi; Basidiomycota; Tremellomycetes; Trichosporonales; Trichosporonaceae
Exons: 3
Coding region: 1-783 (260 amino acids)
Biological process (GO): fungal-type cell wall organization
Cellular component (GO): cell cortex of cell tip; plasma membrane
Source: RefSeq, a predicted model, not a curated record
AUGCGCGGCGAACACUGCAUCGCGGGCGCCUCGGUGCUGACCUUGAUCUCGGUCAUCCUCCUCGUCUUCGCGAACAUCGGGCAGAUCUCGCCGGGAGCUGUCACAAGCGGCCUGUACAUGGUGCAAGUGGAUGUGUCGGGUUUCGGUAACGCGGUGCAGAGCGCCAACAAGAAGAGCAACAACCUCUACUGGACGCAGAACACACCCCUCGGUCAGAGCAAGGGCCUGCGCCAGUACUACCGCUACGGGCUGUACAACGCUUGUGGAUACCAGAAGUCGGGGGGCGUAUGCAAUGCCACCACCAUCGGGUACCCGUUCGCGCCGUUCGAGCAGAUGCUCGCGGAUACGCCGAGCCAGCCAAUCGAUUACAAGAAGAUUACGCAGGACAUUAUUCCCUCGAGCACGUUCAAAAAUAAUGGCUGGAACGGGAGCCUGUCGCGCUCAGCGUCCAGCCUCAUCUUUGUCGCGUCUAUCCUGACACUCCUCGCGUUCGUCUUUGGCCUGAUCAAGCUCCGUUUCUGCUUCCUCAUUGCAGCCGGGUGCGCCGGCCUUGGCGCGUUCUUCCUCAUGAUCGGCGCUGCGAUCUGGACAUCCAUCAUCGCCAAGAACGCAUGGCUGUCCAUCGUCAAGGUCCAAGGUGGCGUCAAGCUCGGUAUUGUCGUGACCCCCGGUCCAGCGCUGUACCUCACCUGGGUGAGCUUUGUGCUCGUCACGAUCAGCGUUGCGCCGUACGUCAUCUCGUGCUGCACGUAUCGCAAACCGGCACGCGUCGCGCCGUACUGA